Leopardus geoffroyi (Geoffroy's cat) is the source of this 5473-nucleotide messenger RNA. RefSeq names its product beta-carotene oxygenase 1 (gene BCO1). Gene Ontology annotation, molecular function: beta-carotene 15,15'-dioxygenase activity; carotenoid dioxygenase activity. Gene Ontology annotation, biological process: retinal metabolic process; carotene catabolic process. Bases 1975 to 3615 code for a protein of 546 amino acids. The transcript has 13 exons. Lineage: Eukaryota; Metazoa; Chordata; Mammalia; Carnivora; Felidae. The record is from RefSeq and is a predicted model, not a curated record.
GCUGCUUCGCCUCAUGACUGCUUUGUGGAUGCAACACAUUCCUGGAGAAAGUGGCCUCAGGAAAGGCAGCCUUCUCUUCCCUGCUUCUUCCCUAAAUUAUAUGGGAAGAGGAUCCCACGUCCAAAUCUCUCACCUCUGCUACGUGUUGUGUGACCUGUGGCCCAGGGACACCACCUCACUGAGCGUCAGUUGUUUCCCUGAUAAAAAAGGAAGUGGGGGAGGGAUAGUAACAGUACCUGCCAGGUUUGUGGCAGAAUUAGAAGGUAUGGCUUGUGCAAAAUACAGAUGAGGGGGCGCACAUCAGCGAAUGCCUCUCCUUCUCCCCCAGGAAGGGGCGAGACGAAGCCUUCCUGCUUGCCCACUGAGCAUCUCAGACCCUCCAGAGGGCAGACCGUGCACUGUCUGGAAGUGAAUCCUCUCCUACAGGCUCUGCAUCGCUGCUGGAGGUGGCAUGGCCAACUUGUGCAAACGUGUGUGACUUGGGAGGAAGCCCGGGAGAUACCUGACCGGACUUGGGGCCGAAACCCUGCCGGGCAGCACCUCCGUGGAUGCCCUGCUGCCCUCUGGCUCCCUGCGUCUUCCUGUUUCCCUCUCAGCAACCCCAGCCUGCAGGCCCCAAGUGUGUGGACAUCCCCCCUCUCCCUCUCCUGCGUGCCCUUUUCCUCUGGCCCCUCCUUGCCUCUCCUGCUUCUCUCCUGCCACAGCCCCACCCCUCCAAUAAUCCGGAGCCCUGUGGGAUGGAAUGCCGGGUGGUACCUCUGGGGCUGCCGCCUUUCCAGGAGCGUGCUGCCUGGCUUCUCUACUUGGCCAGCUCCCAGCCACCCUUAAGCUUCUGGCUCAGCAUCACCGUUUUCGGGAAGCGUGGACAUCGCCUCUCUUCAUCAUGCCCCUCGGCCUUGGAGGAUCUUCCUGUGUCACCUGGGAUGUCCCACUGCUCCCGUUGGAUGGGUGGCAUUCCAUAUUUGAGGAACAGGUGAACGAAUGAGUGAAUGAACAAACACAUGGGCUGAUUCGCAUUUUUAUCCUGCCAACCAUGGAGUCCUCAGACACUUGUACCCUCUACGCUGGCCCGUCACGCAGCCAUCGCUGCCUCUGUCCACCUCGGUCAUAUACACAUGCCAUCUUAGCAACUCUCCUGCUAUAGCUCAGCACUCAGUAGAACUUUCCCUGGUGAUGGAGAUGUUCUGUCUGCACAUACCAGUAUGGUAGCCACUAGCCACGUGUGUCUGUGGAACCUUCGAAAUGUGGUUAGGAUGAGCGAGGAAUUUAAUUUCAUUGUAAUUAAUUGAUAUUUAAAUUCACAGCCAUGUGCUCUGAGUGGCUACUGUGCUGUACAGCACAGCUAAGUUCCCACGUUAAUGCCUUCAUUGCAUACGGUCUCUUGACCGAGAGAUCACUGUCCACAGUUUGAAGCCCAAAUUCUUACAUCCCCGCGCGAUCCAACCCCUGAACCACUUUCCGCUCCCAUCUGGGCAGUGGUGGAGACCAACCGUGAUUGCAAGUAUGGCCUCGGGAGCCAAGCAGCUUGGGUUCGAAGCUCAGCUCCAGGGUGCUGAAAAGAAAGGCAAGGAACUAUUCUGAGCACCACGACGGACAUGAUCGGAGUCCCGGUGAGAUAGGUAUUAUAAUUCCUAUUUUUCAAGAUCAGGCCACUGAGGGUCUGAGAUUUAAGCAAGCGGCUCAGACACUCUGCUGCCAGAAGCGGAGCUGGAGAGGGAGCUGGAGAUAAGAGUAAGACGGUUAAAGACUGACCAGGACUCCCGGCUGCGGAAUUUGACCUUUGACCAAAGAUAAGUAAGGCCAGUACAGUGCGAAGAGACACCGGCCUCUUGUGGCAUCUGGAGGAAAAGAGAUGUAAGCAAAGGAAGCUGCAGGAAAGCAGAAAGGAGAGAAAAGGAGGAGCCGAGCAGUUGCCUGGAACACAUCGGAGUGUCUGCUCACCGUCCACAUCGCCACCGCCCAGCGCCCCAUGCGAUGGAUGUCAUAUUUGGCAGAAAUAAGAAGGAGCAGCUGGAACCUGUGAGGGCCCAAGUGACAGGCAGGAUUCCAUCAUGGCUGCAGGGCACUCUGCUUCGCAAUGGGCCCGGAAUGCACACAGUGGGGGAGACCAGAUACAACCACUGGUUUGAUGGCCUGGCUUUGCUCCACAGUUUCACGAUUAGAGACGGUGAAGUCUAUUACAGGAGCAAAUACCUGAGAAGUGAUACCUACAAUGCCAACACCAAGGCCAACAGGAUUGUGGUGUCAGAGUUUGGAACGAUGGCCCAUCCAGACCCCUGCAAAAACAUAUUUUCCAAAGCUUUUUCCUACUUGUCCCAUACCAUCCCUGAUUUCACAGACAACUGCCUGAUAAACAUCAUGAAGUGUGGAGAAGACUUCUAUGCGACCACAGAGACCAAUUACAUCAGGAAAAUCAACCCACAGACUCUGGAAACCCUGGAGAAGGUGGAUUAUCGCAAUUACGUGGCGGUAAAUCUGGCAACAUCGCAUCCUCAUUAUGAUGCGGCUGGAAAUGUUCUUAAUAUGGGCACAUCCAUCAUGGACAAGGGGAAGACAAAAUAUGUGAUCUUUAAGAUCCCUGCCACAGUACCAGAGGACACGAAGGGGAAGAACCCGUUGAAGCACACAGAGGUGUUCGGUUCCAUCACCUCCCGCUCGCUCCUCUCCCCGAGCUAUUACCACAGCUUCGGAGUCACCGAGAACUACAUCGUUUUCCUCGAGCAGCCUUUCAAGCUGGACGUCCUCAAGAUGUCAACUGCGUACAUCCGGGGAGUGAACUGGGCUUCCUGCCUGGCUUUCCACAGGGAGGACCAGACUUACAUUCACAUCGUCGACCAAAGGACUGGGAAGCCCGUGCCGACCAAGUUUUACACGGACCCCAUGGUGGUGUUUCAUCACGUCAACGCCUACGAAGAGGACGGCUGCCUUGUGUUUGACGUCAUCGCCUACGAGGACGGCAGCCUUUAUCAGCUCUUCUACUUGGCCAACCUGAACCAGGACUUGGAGGAGAACUCCAGGCUUACCUCCAUUCCCACCCUCCGGAGGUUCGCCGUGCCCCUCGACGUGGACAAGAAUGCAGCAGUGGGAUCAAAUGUAGUCAGACUGGCAUCCACAACGGCAAGAGCCCUGAAGGAAAAAGAUGACCGAGUCUACUGCCUGCCGGAGCUGCUUUAUGAAGGCUUAGAGCUGCCUCGGAUCAAUUAUGCUCACAACGGGAAGCCCUACCGCUAUGUCUUUGCGGCCGAAGUUCACUGGAGUCCCAUCCCAACCAAGAUCCUGAAAUACGACAUUCUCACAAAGUCAUCCUUAAAAUGGGGACAGGAGCACUGCUGGCCAGCAGAACCCCUGUUUGUCCCCAUGCCGGGUGCCAAGGACGAGGAUGACGGAAUUGUCUUAUCAGCCAUCGUCUCUACCGAUCCCCAAAUGCUUCCUUUUCUGCUUGUUCUGGAUGCCAAAAGUUUCACAGAACUGGCUCGUGCGUCCAUUGAUGCAGAGGUGCUCCUGGAUCUCCACGGGUUAUUCAUCCCGGACGCAGACGGGGACGCAAGGGAGCAGGCCCCUUCCCAGGAACAGCCGGACAGGGUUCCAGACUGCCAUGUGGCCCCAUGGACCUGAGUGGGUUGGGCCUAUGGGCUCACUUCCUCUCUGGGCGAAGGGGGAUCCUUCAUUUCCUUUUGACCUUAUGCUUUCUGCGGUGGCUUUGAGACAAAGGUAUGGAAAUAGUGUCUUUUCUUUCGUCGUAUUUUGGCCCCAAAACCAUUGUUUGAAAGUGGAUCAAAUAUGUAUUGAUUAGCUUAAGCAUUUCCAAGAAAGCCCUUUUCCUUUCUUAUAAAACCAUGCCCAGAAAUUGUAUUAAGGCACAUAAUCAUCCUUCUUAGAAUGAGCAACCACUGAUGUACCAGAGAAGAGGCAGGUAACUAUUUGUCAUUGCUCCUUCCUCCUGCCCCUCAUCUCCCUCUUUCCAGUAGACUAGACUGUGCAUCUGGGAGAUCUAGAUUUCUCAACCAUGCGUUGUUAGUAAAAAUCUGUGGCCAGGAAGGCAUAUAUCCUUGUGGUCAUUCCAUGCAAGGCAUGGCAUAAUAUAAAAUAAUGAAAGUGUUAAAGUCUGUUCCAACCUUAUUUAAUUUUUACGUGGCUUCUUUUCUCUGAAGUUCUUCUGAGGCAAUAAAAUAGAGUGCAGUUCAUAGCCAGCCAGAUGCCCCAGUACAACAGAUUGAGACAGCAGAUUGGUGUGGCAGUCCCCUUUGCAGGAGAGGGUUAAGGAGCUGGAUGGUGACCCAACUAGCCAUGGCCAAGGGGCUAGAAUCCAGGACCAAGGCCCAGGCCAGGGCUGGCAUGAGGAGUUCUUGCCUAAUGCUGAGAACCAGGGCAGGGAGCCCUGCCAGUGUUUGUAGGGGAGAGAAGGCUCCCCAAGCUUAAUGUGCUACCAGGAUAGACCAGGUGUUUGGGCAGAGAUGGAAGGAGGUUGGUAGUAGGGAUGAUGGAAGCUUGGAACACGCCAAGAAGCGUCCCACGUGAGUACUGGGAACCCCAUGGACAUUUGAGUCUCACCUUUAUAGCCCAGUGGGUUUGUGGUAUAGAGACCCAAAGGCAGGCAAGAUAAUCCCCAAGGACCCAUGUCAUAGGGUCAGAGAAGCUGGGAUUCCACCCUUAUUCUGCACCUGCCUCCUCUCCUAAAUCUGGAUUUCACUCAGUCACCAGUAGAGAUUCAGUGACAUGUAUUGAGACAGGAAGGAAUGAAUCUCUGGUGACAUUGCAUGGAAUACCCCAGAGCGGGCAGAGCUCUGAAGGAUGGUCUGGACUUUUACCCUGCAAAAACACCAUGAAGCCAUACUUAGCUCCCACUGAAAUGCAGGGUCCAUCAGGUCUGGGGGUUGGGUUUUGUUUUGAGGGUGUUUUUUGGACAUUUUUAUUUAAAUAAUUGAAGAUUCAUGUACGCGUGUAAGAAAUAAUACAAAAGAGAUCCCUCGUGGACUUUACCCAUUUUUUCCAAUGGUAACAUUAUAGUAUAGUUAUCACAACCAGGAUAUGACAUUGAUUCUGUCCACAGAUCUUUUUCAGAUCCCCCCGGUUUUGUUUGUAUUCGUUGGUGUGCGUGCUUAGUUCUACGCAAUUUUAUCAUGCGUGUAGAUUCCUUAUUCCACCACCAUGAUCGAGAUACCAAAUGGCACAUCAAGACAAGGAUUCCGUGGGGUGCUUUCUUAUCACUAUACCUACCUGUCUCCCACCAUGACCUUCCCCCAUCCCUAACCCAUGGCAACCACCAUUUCUAAAAUUUUAUCAUUUGAAAACUGCUAUAUCAAUGGAAUCACCAGUAUUAACUGUUGGGGAUUGACUCUUCUCCACAGAAUUGCUUGCAGAUUCUUCCACAUUGUUCUAUGUUGGGUGUGUUUUGUUUACUACUGUAUCUUCAGCACCUAGAACACUGCCUGGUGCCUCACAGGCUCUCAAUAAUAAAUAUUUGUUGAGUGAU